This is a messenger RNA of Benincasa hispida (wax gourd), 1853 nucleotides long. RefSeq names its product glycosyltransferase BC10-like. Gene Ontology annotation, cellular component: membrane. Lineage: Eukaryota; Viridiplantae; Streptophyta; Magnoliopsida; Cucurbitales; Cucurbitaceae. Gene Ontology annotation, molecular function: glycosyltransferase activity. The record is from RefSeq and is a predicted model, not a curated record.
AGCGGCACGACACAAAUGGGAAUGGUAGCCCAGAUGGGAUGGCCCAUUUAACAAACUCAACCGUACGACGACGUAUUACAGUUGUUGCCUGUUCUGUUCAUGGAGUUCCCGAGAAAGUCUUCCAAAUUCCGUUCACAUUUCGCUACCGUCAUCCCUUUCUCUGAUGCGUUUUUGUUUAUUAAUUAUCUCCCCGGCGGAACCGCCACCUCUUCCAUGAAGAACAAUGAAGAAGAAAGCUCCUCUAGCACCUGCCCGCAGCCUUAUCUGGUUCAGUUGGAAGCUUCUCAUCACCUUCUCUCUUGCUAUUUGCAUUCUCGCUCUUAUUAGGCUUCAUUCGUCUUCUCGGACCGACCUCGCCUCUGCUUCAUUAUCUCGUCGAUUGCGUCCUCCUUCUGAUUCAUUUUUAGGCCGCCCUAAGAUCGCCUUCUUGUUUCUCACUCGUCGGAACCUUCCUCUUGAUUUUCUUUGGGGAAGCUUCUUUGAGAAUGGCGACGUUGCGAACUUCUCGAUUUAUAUUCACUCGGCGCCCGGAUUUGUGUUCGAUGAAUCGACCACAAGGUCGCAUUUCUUUUUUGGACGACAAUUGGAUAAUAGCAUACAGGUGGCCUGGGGAAAGUCAAGUAUGAUUGCUGCAGAGAGGUUAUUACUUGAAGCAGCACUUGAGGAUCCUGCUAACCAGAGAUUUGUUCUUCUAUCAGACAGUUGCGUUCCACUAUACAAUUUUAGCUAUAUAUACAGCUAUCUCAUGGCUUCCCCAAGGAGUUUCGUGGACAGUUUUCUUGAUGCAAAGGAGGGUCGCUAUAACCCAAAAAUGUCACCUGCUAUACCUAAGAGCAAAUGGAGAAAAGGUUCCCAGUGGAUCAGUUUGAUUCGUAGUCAUGCAGAAGUAGUUGUGGAUGAUGAUAUCAUAUUCCCGAUCUUUGGAUUAUUCUGCAAGCGAAGGCCGCCUGUGGAUGCCAGCAAAGGAAAUAUGAACAUUAAACUUCAAAAGCAGCACAACUGUAUUCCAGAUGAACACUAUGUCCAAACAUUGCUUGCUUUAAAUGAACUCGAAGGUGAACUUGAACGAAGAACAGUAACUUACACGCUGUGGAAUCAGUCAACCACUACAAUGGAGAAUAAGGGAUGGCAUCCUAUUACGUUUAGCUAUGCUAAUGCUGGACCUCGGCAGAUUAAGGAAAUAAAGGGAAUCAACCAUAUCUACUAUGAGACUGAAUUCAGGACGGAAUGGUGUCGAAAUAAUUCAACUUUUGUCUCUUGUUUUUUAUUUGCCAGAAAAUUUUCUCAGGGAGCUGCUAUGCGAUUAUUAAGUGAGGGAGUAGUGAGCCACUUUGAUGCCUCAGCAUUAUUAGACAAAAAGAUCUACUGAAUUGAACUAUUCUCAUUCAUCAUAGUCACCUAGUUAACAGAUUAAAUAUUCCACAAAGUUUUUAACCAUAAAUGUUGUCUCUUGAAAUUAGUUAAAAUUCUUUGAGGCCUGCGUGAGUUAAAUACUCUCCUGAAAUUAGUUUGCCCAUCUAACUUAAACAUUUGUUGGUCCCUGUUUUCAUUUGACUGUAUCUUCACAUGAAAAAAUGGAUCGUUUCAAGGUAGUCUCUCUGUUCAAGGUGUAUCGGCAUUGUCAGCCAUUUUAGAAGAGGAACUGCCCUGUACAUGUCGAAAAGAUGGUUGCUGUACGCUUGAUUUUGAUGUAAUUUCGAGGGUUCUUUUUUUUUAGGCCAAGUGUGGGAUGCGAGACCAGAGUGGAAAGUCGUGUCAAUUACCAACAUUAAAGUUCAAUUUGACAUGUAAUAUAGAGUUAAUUUGUUCAUUUAUAUGCUCGUUUAUUCAUUAUAGUGGCUACUUUGUUGACA